AUGUCCAGCUGGUCAAACCACGCUGUUCCAAGCCCCUAUACUGUGUUCGUCAAACAACUACUGCUGUAUACCAAAUCUAUCAGAACGAAGAACGACGACGACAACAACAACAACGACGACAACGCCACCAACGACCCGAAAUCCAUAUCCAGAGUAUCGUCACGUAUUAUCGGCGGUACCAGUGCUCUCCGUUGUGAAUUCCCUUGGAUGGUGUACAUAUACAGAGAAAACAGCCCCUGCGGUGGCAGCCUCAUCGACGACAGACAUAUAGUGACAGCUGGCCACUGUCUGAGGUAAGAGGAUGCUGGGACACAUACCUAUGUUUGGGAUGAUAUUGCCAUCAUUAAACUGGAUCAACCGAUCGACUUUUCACGCUACGAGUGCCUGAGGCCAGUCUGUAUCCCUGAGCCUGGGAGAAGAUUUUCCAGAGUGUCUUGCACUGUAACCGGAUGGGGGGUGACACGGACAAACUAUACAUAUCUAGAUCCUCCCCUGUCAGCGAUACUACAGAAGGUGAACGUGGACAUCGUGGACAACUCCAUUUGUACAAGGAAGUUUGGGUCGAGCUACUUCAGGUCAACUAACUAUUGUGCGGGUGUCCUCGAGGAGGACGAGACUCGUGUGGGGGUGAUUCUGGAGGACCCCUUAUGUGCACUACAAGGGACAGAUUCGGCAGACAAACGUUAA
This is a messenger RNA of Haliotis rubra (blacklip abalone), 687 nucleotides long. RefSeq names its product chymotrypsin-C-like. Gene Ontology annotation, biological process: proteolysis. The record is from RefSeq and is a predicted model, not a curated record. The transcript has 6 exons. Lineage: Eukaryota; Metazoa; Mollusca; Gastropoda; Lepetellida; Haliotidae. Gene Ontology annotation, molecular function: serine-type endopeptidase activity.